AUGACCUCUCGUCACAAUCUCAAACGAAAGUUAGGAGACCUCGGUGUCGACUUGUCCAGCAAGAGAGCGACAGAGAACUUCUGUCUGAUUGGAACUCCUCUUCCACCGUUGGAGAAGGCAAAGGAUGAGUUUGUACCGUUGUGGAAACAAGAGGUGAGAGAUGAGAAGGGAAGAAGGAGGCUGCAUGGGGCCUUCACUGGUGGCUUCUCUGCUGGAUAUUUCAACACAGUCGGCUCGAAAGAAGGAUGGACUCCCUCAACAUUCGUAUCUUCCCGAAGCAACCGCGCAAAAAUCAAGGAAUCCAGACCAGAAGACUUCAUGGAUGAAGAAGACCUCGCAGACCUUGCUGAAAGUCGCAAACUAGUCAGCACGAACGAGCAAAUGGACUUUACCACCGCCUCCGGUGGUCCCAGUGCAUCCGCACUAGGCGGUGGUAUACUAGACAACGAUCCGAUCGCUGCAACACUCCAAACAGCGUUUCAACCACUCGGGAAUGACUCGGCUGGAGCGAAGAUAUUGAAGAAGAUGGGGUGGAGGCCUGGUCAGGGCAUUGGUCCUCGGGUUAGCUUGAAGGAGAGGAAGAGGCAGGACGAGGAGGCAUUUGACCCUUAUACGGGGUUGAAACAUACCGGGCAGUCAUUGAGUGUUGCAGAGGACGAUGAAGAAGCUAGCAAGCAUACCUACCCUCGACGAGACAUACCGGUUUUACACGUCUCGCGCAAGGAGAACCGACACGGUCUGGGAUACAAGCCUGGGAUGUCGCUGAACGAUAGUCUCGGUAGGAAGGCCGAAGGACAAGGACCUUCAGGACCUCGGAUAGCAGCUGGAUUUGGACUGGGAGCGCUGAACGAUGCUGACGAGGACGACCUCGAUAUCUACGAUUCCUCUUCCACUACCAGGAAUAGGGUUGCGUUCGACCAUCUGGAUCACGACAGAGAAGAGACAAUGACUAUCAGUGGAAGAGCCGAACGCGGUCCCAGGCCUAAACCUGGCGCAGCAAAGCCCGAUCAAUUCUUCCCCGACGGCACUCCAGUGGUCACUGGGUUCACCAUCUCCAAUGAACCUGUCAUGGAAGACAAAUGGUUUCCAGGUCCGGAGGUUCCUCCUGGAUGGAAACCCGAUCCGCGAAGGGUUUGGGAUAGUGGGCCGGACAAGGAGAAUCUACGAAAGCCUUUGGAAGCCGCCAAGAAGGAUCGUGCAGGGAGGCCAGAGCUGUCUGCUCAUGAUCGUGCCAACAUAUUAGGAGAGACACCCCUGCCUUCGACAGGCACUCGUUCCGUGUUCGAGUUCAUGUCCGCAAAGGACAAAGAGCGAAUCCAACGUAUCGCAGCGGGUGGCCUGCAAGCUGCAUCUCCCAGUCCAUCGUCCGGAGGUCCCAUUGGUCCCAAACCGCCCCUUCCCGUACCUACAGUGGACCCCCAAGCAGCCCAGGCAGCACUAAAAGGUUUCCAACCAUUCACAUCCGACCCCGCCAAACAAGCACGCUACACCGCCUACCUCCAUUCCCAAGCCACGCCCGACUCUGCUCCUCCUCUCAAGCCCCUCCCGGGCCAAGACGACGAGACCUUCCUCAAAGAACUCGAAGACUACUCCAAAGCUGCGCAACUUUUCAAACCCAUCUCGGGUGCCAUGGCGGGAAGGUUCACCAGUGCUGCGGUGUACGAAGCCGGGCCCAAAAUCCACGAAGGGUUGCACCAGCCCUCUGCCGAAGAACUUGCACAAAAGGAAGAAGAGAAGAAGAAAGAAGAGGAGGCGAACGUGAGUCCGAAGGUGCAUGCGGCGAGGAUGGGGAUGUAUGGUCCUAUGACGAGGGAGACGUCGGUGUGGAUGCCUGCGCCGUUGCUCUGUAAGAGGUUUGGUGUCAAACCUCCGAACCCGACUGUGGAUGAUGAUGUUAUGGCUGGGACGAGUGCGAAGAUGUCGUUUGAGACCAAGUCGUUUGAGCAGGAGGUUGCUGCUGCUGCGUCGAGUUCUGCUUAUGCGACUGGGAGUGGAGGUGCAACUAGUGUGGCAGGGACAUCGACCAAUGACUUGCCGAGGAGACUGGAGAAUAUUGGUUUGGGCGAGGAUGAAACUCAGGGAGCGGAUAUCCUAACGUAUGAAAGGCCGUCCAUGGAUAUCUUCAAGGCCAUCUUUGCAAGCGAUGAUGAAGACAGCGACGAUGAGCCAGAGAAGGAAGAGGAACCUGAAGAAAAACCAGCGGCCAAACCAACGGUAGUGGAAGACACGGGUCCUGUCGAUCUCGCCACGUUCAAACCGACAUUCAUUCCUCGAGAUGGCAAGGGCAAAGCGAAGGAUGACGGGAAGGGCAAAGAAAAGAAAGAAAAGAAGGAAAAGCAAGAAAAGAAGAAAGCUGCUAUGUUGUCGUUUGCGGUGGAUGAAGAAGACGGGGAGCCGAACCUUGGGCAACCGACAAAGGAGAGGCCGAAGAAAAAGCGAAAGGAUAAGGAGAAGAAAGUGGAAAAUAACGACGAGGGGAUGUUCAUUGAUCGGCCAGCGGAGAGCGUACCUGUCACUAUUCCAACACGGCCAGUGCAGUCUGUGAGCGCUACACCCGAACCUCCAACGAAAGUAGACGCCGGACAACAGGCGCCUAUUCCAAAAGGUCGAAAGAGGGCAAUAGAUUUCUUAGAUGACUAG
This is a messenger RNA of Coprinopsis cinerea okayama7#130, 2640 nucleotides long. Its product is annotated as DUF1604 domain-containing protein. Gene Ontology annotation, biological process: mRNA processing. The coding region runs from base 1 to 2640 and encodes 879 amino acids. The record is from RefSeq and is a predicted model, not a curated record. Gene Ontology annotation, molecular function: RNA binding. The transcript is spliced from 8 exons. Lineage: Eukaryota; Fungi; Basidiomycota; Agaricomycetes; Agaricales; Psathyrellaceae. Gene Ontology annotation, cellular component: nucleus.